This is a messenger RNA of Aspergillus glaucus CBS 516.65, 303 nucleotides long. Its product is annotated as Rcat domain-containing protein. Lineage: Eukaryota; Fungi; Ascomycota; Eurotiomycetes; Eurotiales; Aspergillaceae. Gene Ontology annotation, molecular function: zinc ion binding. The annotation marks the transcript as partial. The transcript is spliced from 2 exons. The record is from RefSeq and is a predicted model, not a curated record.
GACACUGCACUCCAUAGCCUCCUCCGAACAGCAGCAAAACACGGCUGGCAGAGGUGUUUUUAUUGCCAUAGAGUUGUUGAAUUGAUCCAAGGGCGUUACCACAUGACAUGCCCCUGCGGCGCCGAGUUCUGCUAUAAAUGCGGCAAAAAAUGGAGAAGCUGCUUCUGCGUUCGAUGGGACGAGCACUUUAUACUACACCCAGUUGGCCGCGCUAACGAGGUUGCAGACCAACACGAUGACGAUGACGAUGAUGACGACGAUGAAGAUAAAGAUAAAGAUAAAGAUAAAGAUGAUGAAGACUAG